Messenger RNA from Trachemys scripta elegans, 507 nucleotides. Its product is annotated as HLA class II histocompatibility antigen, DP beta 1 chain-like. Gene Ontology annotation, cellular component: MHC class II protein complex. The record is from RefSeq and is a predicted model, not a curated record. Lineage: Eukaryota; Metazoa; Chordata; Testudines; Emydidae. Gene Ontology annotation, biological process: positive regulation of T cell activation; peptide antigen assembly with MHC class II protein complex; immunoglobulin production involved in immunoglobulin-mediated immune response. Gene Ontology annotation, molecular function: MHC class II protein complex binding.
AUGCAGAUCUCCGUGCGAGCGGAGCAUUGUGGGAACGGGACCAGGCUGACGAGCACGGCCACAAUUGACCGUGCGGGGCUCGGUGUUCAGCCCAAGGUGAAAGUUUCCCCCACGAAAUCGGGGUCCGAGCCCCACUCCCACCUGCUGGUUUGCUCGGUGACGGGGUUUUACCCCAGGGGGAUCGAGAUCAAGUGGCUGAAGAACGGGCAGGAGCAGAUGGCCGGGGCGGUGUCCACGGAGCUGCUCCAGAACGGAGACUGGACCUUCCAGAUCCGGGUGAUGCUGGAGAUGAGCCCCCAGCGCGGGGACAUCUACACCUGCCAGGUGGAGCACAUCAGCCUGCGGGACCCCCUCGCGGCGCACUGGGAGGCACGGGCUGACUGCCGGGGCACGAUGCUGGCUGGGGUCGGGGGCUCCGUGCUGGGGUUGCUCUUCAUGGUCCUGGGAUUGCUCGUCUGCCUGAGGAAUAAGAAAGUGCAGGCCCAGAGCUCAGAGGUGCAGCUGUAG